Leptopilina boulardi is the source of this 1081-nucleotide messenger RNA. RefSeq names its product icarapin-like (gene vir-1). Bases 143 to 772 code for a protein of 209 amino acids. NCBI's taxonomy places the organism in Eukaryota, Metazoa, Arthropoda, Insecta, Hymenoptera, Figitidae. The transcript is spliced from 4 exons. The record is from RefSeq and is a predicted model, not a curated record.
GAGCGUUGUCGUGUUUUACUUUUCAGUUGGAGUCUCACAGUGUAUAGUGCAGACUGACCUUGAUCCUCUCUUUUGUACCUCGUCCGCAAUCCUCGAUCAUCAGUUAGUGUCGAGUCUUUUCCCGAAGCGAUACGCGCGCAACAUGAAAUACUUUGGAGCACUUUUCGUCUCAUGCCUAUUCUUUGCUCUCGUGCACUCUGCUCCAAGAGUGGCACCAGAUUCAGAAGAAUUUAACGAUAAAAAUGACAAAAAAAAUACAGAUAUCGUUCUAAUAACACCAGGAGGAAGACGUGUUGAAACAUUUGGAUCACCUUUUGAAAUGUUUCCCAGAGAAAAUAUAGAUACAACACAAGAUGACUAUUUUGAUUUUGGAAUUUUUCAAAGUUUGAGAGAAAUGUUCCAGAGAAGAUUGCAAGAAAUUUUUAGAAGUCAAGUUGAUGGUUUCAAACCAUUGGCUGAUAUACCCAAAGGUUCAAACAGCACUUCCACCACUAAGGUCAUUAAUGGUCAUGUUGUGACCGUCAACGACACAACCUAUUCUGAUGGUGAUGAGAAUAGCGGUUCAGUCUUUCGUUUUCGAGUAGUCGAAAUUAAGCCGCAAAACGAUACACUUGACAAUGGUGGCAAUGGAAGUUUGGAACCAAUUACUUCAUCACCAUCAUCGUCUAAUGCUCCAAAGAAAACUGAAAAUACAACUCCCGAUCGCAGCGUUGAAACAGUUGAAGAUUUAGACGAUAAUGUAAUUCCAAAGGCAGAAGUAGAGAUUAUUUAAAAACAACAAUGUAUUUUAUCGAGAUAAUUUUCUUUUGUGACAAUAUCAUAGACUAUAAGAAAGAAUCGACUUUUAUAUAUUAUAUUAUAAAUAUAUUUUAUAAUACUGCGUCUUAAAUAUGAAAUAUGAAACACGAGAAUUGAUACCUGAAAAUCUACCUCGUGGUAGUGAUACAUAAACCAUAAAUAUCUCUUUAUAUAAAUUAUAUUACAUUCCUCUUAUAAAUUAUUAUAGAUCUGUGUAGUAUAUUUACCAAUAGCAAAAGAAAUUAAUUUUACAUCUAAGAAAAUAAAGAUUGUAUAAAGAAAA